Molecule: messenger RNA, 2816 nt
Organism: Argentina anserina (silverweed cinquefoil)
Lineage: Eukaryota; Viridiplantae; Streptophyta; Magnoliopsida; Rosales; Rosaceae
Exons: 3
Coding region: 113-2176 (687 amino acids)
Molecular function (GO): protein binding
Source: RefSeq, a predicted model, not a curated record
UAAACAAACCAAACCAAAAACCGAUAAGUCACCUCCACAACCAAAUCAAACGUCAACCAACUAGCAACACCGAAAAAUUGAAACCGAAAAAAUUAGAUGAUUAUUUUCCGAUAUGGAUAAGCCCGAUUUCCCGGAGACACCAACAUGGACCACGUGGGAGGAGCUCCUCCUCGCCUGCGCCGUCCACCGCUACGGCACUCAUAGCUGGGACUCCGUCGCCUCCCAACUCCGCAAGCGCUGUUCCAACCUCCACCACCUCUCCCCCGACACCUGCCGGCACAAGUUCCACGACCUCCGCCGCCGCUUCGACCACCCCAACGACGCCGCUUGCGACGGCGAUGAUAAGUCCUCUCCUAUUCCGUGGCUCGAUAAGUUGCGGCAGCUCCGCCUCGAUGAGCUCCGCCAGGAGGUCGAACGCCAUGACAGCUCCAUCGUGUCUCUGCAAUUGAAGGUCGAGAGACUAAAAGAAGUGCGUGAAAAAUCGGAUCUGGAGAGGAGUGGAGACGAAGGGAUCAGAGACACGUCCGCCGCACCGGAAAGUGCCUCGCCGGUAAAUAUCACCGGGAGAGUUGUCUCCGGCGAGGUAUUCGUGCGCAAUGAUGGAAGAUCUUCGAACGAAUCCAACACCACAGAUCCGAAACCGGAGCUUCCCGAAACCGUAGUCGGCGAAAAAGACGCCGGACUCGUCGAACCGGCGGCCGGCGAGGUCGGAGCGGUGGAGAAGUUGAGUAACCCGAUGGUGGUGGAAGACUCGUGUAAUGGGAGUUCGGAUUCGGUGGUGAAGGAACCGCCGGUUGCUGAGUCGGAGAAGGCGAGCUCCGGCGAGUUGAGGGAGAGUCGGAGUAACAGUGAGGUGCAGAGCACGGCGAGUUUGUCGAGGAAGUUAGGGGCGGAAGUGAAGGCGAACGAACCGGUCGAACCGGACCAGGAGGAUCAGUCUCCCGCCAUGAAUCAAGCUCCCGUGGAAUCUCAGCCGUUGGUUGAGUUCCUUAAGAUCCUUCGAUCACACAAGGCCGCUUCAUUUUUCGAGCGCCGGCUCCAGUCUCAGGAGACACCCAUUUAUACCUGCAUGAUCCGGCAGCAUACAGAUUUUGAAUCAGUACAAACUAGACUUAAUGCGGGUUGGUACUCAAGCUGCAAGAGAAAAUUUUUUAGAGAUGUGUUGCUUAUUUGCAAGAAUGCCAUAGUCUUCUUCGGGCAAAGGUCUCCAGAAUACAAGGCUGCGUGUGAGCUUCAGUUACUUAUUUUAAAGGAAAUGGCUUGUAAGGAUGCUAAUCAGGAUCCAUCACCUAAACAAGAUUCUCAGACUCUAUCUAAAGAAGAAACUCCGACACCACUAGCUCUACCACUGAAAGCUGAAAGUGAAUCAUCAGAAUCAUUGCUUGCAAAAUCAAAACUAUCAAUUCCAUUGACUGCUUGUCGCAAGCGCAGCUCAAUAAAGGCUAGAGCAUCCACCUCUUCUUUGACAACAGACAUAAAGAAAGAGCAAAAGACUACAUCAUUGCAUGAUAUCAAACCAGCUAUAAGUUGGAAGCAAAAAGAAGAAACUUUGGAUGAAGUUGAAGAGCAACAUCCUGUCACCAAAAAGAGAAGAAAAGAAAGAGCCGGGAGCAAUACAAGAAACAACUCGAACAAAAAUAGCAAGAGCCGAGGUGAUGCUAACAAGGAGAAGAAUCCGGAUGCUGAUACAAAUGCAAUUGUUGAUUCUUCAACCAGAGCAAUGAUUAAGAAUGACAAUUCAGAGUUCGUAGCCGUGACAGAAAAGAAGAGCACUAAUAAUACAAGUGGGAAAAGGCAAAGUGCAGAAAAAUUCUUGAGUAGAAUGAAGCGGGGUUCUGCAUCCAACAAGAAGUCAGAGACAUUGAAAAUUCCUGAGAAUGAUAGCACAGCUGUAUCAGAGCAGAAAAGGACCGGGAACAGCAGAGGGAAUGGACAGAAAGCAGCAGAGCCGAGGAAAAAUGGAAAUGGAAAUGGAAAGGGGAGUGCACAGAAAGAAGUAGCUGAACCGAAGAAAACUGCAAAUGGAAAAGGAAGUGCGCAGAAAGAACAAGCUUCACGUAAGGUUUCUGGUGGGAGACAGGCAGCGAAAGAGCAAGGAAGCCCCUCGAAAAGGGGGCGGCCCUUAAAGAGGGCAGCGGAAACAGCAAAAGCUGCUCCAGCUAAACGGCGUAGAUAGUAGAUAGAGAAGGUAGUGAAUAGGAAACUGAAGCAAGUGCCGUCGGAAAUGCAAAGAAACUCUAUCAAGGAAGUCAUGGUAGUCUGAGCUUGAAGUGGAUAGUUCCAUCUUGUUUUCCUCACAAGGGGAGAGUAACAAUACUUGAAUUGCACUUGAGCAUUGAGAUUUAGAUUUUGUAACAUUUGUGAGAACUAGAGAUCAUUUAAAUUGCUCAUUGAACUACACUAUGAGAGUAUGAGACUCCACACUCACAGACCGGGGCAUCACAAGCUAGUAGCAAUAUGGCCGAUUUGAACUCCAGAGGGGUGGUGACGUUUUACAUAGACCUAACGCUAGUUCUUCGUUUACCGACUUUCAUUUAACUUGUUACAAUAUACCUGGGCAAAAACUGGGGAUGAUAGAGAGACGGUGUGGUGGGUAGAGGCAAUUUUCUUUCGAGUUUUAAUGACUAGAAAGGGUUACAACUUCCACUAGAGCUUAAACUGAAUUGGAAUUUGAUUCGGAGAAUGUGGGCAGCAAUUUUUAAACAUGUCAAGGCAAUUAACCCCGGUAGAUGAAGCUUGGCUCACUAGAGGGCAGUCACCAACAAGGGGCAACCAUGGGGAAAAGGAAUACCAGGAGAAUCCCAAAAUCAAUCAUC